CCGGGCACCGGGCGUCUGCCGCCCCGGUGUGCUCUGCAUCCUAGAGGCCCGAGAGGGAGCCCUGCCCGGGAGUUCGGUCUGAGAAGCACCACAGAGGGCCCUUCCGCAUGAGAUCCUGAAAAGGACCCUGCAGCCCCAGACCCCCAAGAGUUCCCACACACAGAGGGGAAUCCCGCUGGGACCCCCGUGGAGGAAGAUUUCCUGGACUGAAAUCUCUCAGCGGGGAGUGAGACGCCCAAGAUUAAGGGAUUCACGGAGCGGUCCCCUCACUGAGACCCCUCGGCAGGAUCCUCCCCUUUCCGGCCAGUGCUGGGGUGGGGGUGGGGCGAGGGCUCUCCGUGUCCCUCCCAGGACCUUUCCCACCCCUCUUCCUCCUGGGCCCUGCCUGCUGGUGCCCAGCAGGGAGGGGGGAGGCAACUGAGGCUGGACAAGAAGACACAGGGCAGCCUGUUCUGGCCCAGGAGACAGAGGGCGCCUCUGUCCGCUCUUGGCCCCUUGCCCCACUGGGUGUCUGUCUGUGAAGGGGUGGAGCCAGUGGGGGGGGUCAGCGGGGGAAGGACUGAAGACAGGUCUCCCCACACAGCUCCCUUAGCCACAUUUGCAGACUCGUCUGUCUGUCCAGAACCUGCUCCCACCUCAGGUCCAGGCUGACAGUGAGCUGCGCGAUGGGCUCUGAGCUGGAGACAGCGAUGGAGACUCUCAUCAAUGUGUUCCAUGCCCACUCGGGCAAGGAGGGAGACAAGUACAAGCUGAGCAAGAAGGAGCUAAAAGAACUGCUGCAGACUGAGCUCUCCCGCUUCCUGGACGCCCAGAAGGAUGCAGAUGCUGUGGACAAGGUGAUGAAAGAGCUAGACGAGAAUGGAGAUGGGGAGGUAGACUUCCAGGAGUAUGUGGUGCUGGUGGCUGCCCUCACAGUAGCCUGCAACAACUUUUUCUGGGAGAACAGCUGAGCAGACAGCCCCGGUGGGCAGCGCCCUUCCCCCUCACCCCACUUUUCCCUCCCUACACUCCUACCCUUGCCCACCCUCCACCAAGGGCGCAAGAGUAGUGGGCCAAGCCUGCAACUCAUCUUUCAUUAAAGGCUCUUCUCUGGCCA
Molecule: messenger RNA, 1096 nt
Organism: Zalophus californianus (California sea lion)
Lineage: Eukaryota; Metazoa; Chordata; Mammalia; Carnivora; Otariidae
Gene: S100A1
Product: S100 calcium binding protein A1
Exons: 3
Coding region: 666-950 (94 amino acids)
Biological process (GO): regulation of heart contraction
Cellular component (GO): sarcoplasmic reticulum
Molecular function (GO): S100 protein binding; calcium ion binding
Source: RefSeq, a predicted model, not a curated record